Messenger RNA from Caenorhabditis elegans, 1364 nucleotides. It is a transcript of the gene F21F3.4, whose product is annotated as DUF4708 domain-containing protein. The transcript has 8 exons. The record is from RefSeq and is marked reviewed. Lineage: Eukaryota; Metazoa; Nematoda; Chromadorea; Rhabditida; Rhabditidae. The coding region runs from base 83 to 1264 and encodes 393 amino acids.
ACCGUGCGGUGUUUGCGGUGUGUGGAUUUACGGUGUAUUUUAUUGACUUUUAUUUACCAUUUUUCACCGCAAAUUCAUUAAAAUGAGCUCUUCGGUGCUGUCUGUAGCCAAAUUUGAUUUGAAAAAAAUGAAAACAGUUUAUUUAAAGGUCGAUAUGGAGUACGAUAAUCGGAAAAAUGCGGCUCUCGCGAUUCUCAGCAAACUUUCAAGAGAUCUCCUUAAAAUUUGUUCAAAUUUCGGCGGAUGCUUGGCCCGUCCACAAAGAGAUCUGUGCACAAUUAUGCUGAUUAUUGAUUCGGAUAAAUUGGAGAACGAGCAUCUUGUUAAGCAUCUCAAGGAACAUCACAUGACGGUGAAAAUGGAAUGUGACUGCGAUUCGGAUUCGAUUGAAAAGUGCUUGCCGUUCGCAAUAUUUUAUUUCAUGGAGAAACAAAAAUGGUUUCGGAUUGGUGAAUGCUUUGUUCAAGACGGAUUUUUGUGGUGGAAACAGACGAAUCUUCCAAGAAUUCAGAUUCACACGCAUUGUUCAUCGGAAGGAAAUGUUUACAUCAAAUUUUCCGCCGAGAUGAUCAGAAUUCACCCGUUUGACCAUUGGAUUUUGGAUAGUGACGAGAGAUUCCAUGAUUUCAAUUCAGGACCAAUUUCUCGACGGAUUCGACCCAGAUGGGUGUCAUGUCUGCCGAAGCUUGGUAAAGGAAGAAUCGUGAAAAUUCAUCGAAAGAUUCCGGAAACUGCUCCAUUUGAAAGUUAUGAUCAGAUGAAGUCUUAUUGGAAGAAGACGUACGGAUAUGAUCUUCCACCAUCCGAACCGGAAGUUUACUAUGAUGUACUAUUCCAUAAUGGUGAAACAAUGUUGUAUCCACUCUACUGUGUUCUCACGGGAACCCCCGAAGUUCUUGAAAACCGUGUUGGAAAAACAAUGACAAGUGAGGCAUUGGCUCUGUUUUUGAAAGCAUUCAAGGAAGCAUCGAUUGUCAUUUGUGGAAGUGUUCUAGCUCCAGAAGACCAAGACUGUCAAGCUGUAAAAGCCUACCUGGAUGUCAUGUCGAUGUCAGCCAUAAAUUCUUCAAAACUCAAAAAAGAGGAGAAAGUGACGAGAAAAAGUUCUGGAGGAGGUCAUGAAGAGCAUCAAAAACCUUAUGAAAUCCGAAAGAUCUAUCCGAAAAUUCCAGUUGGUGUCAAGAGAAGCAUCUCUUCCUCAAGUCAAUCCGGCUUACCGAUCGUCAAAAAGGCAAGACCUGGCUUCAGUGUAUCUGUUGAUUAAUUAUUUUGUAUUAUUAUCAUAAUCUUGUUCUAUAUAGAUCAUGUAUUAGUUUAGCAUGUUAAUUAAUUUUGUAGAAAUAAUACAUUAGUUUUUUUAUUUU